UAAUUUCUCAAUCAAAAACUCUCUCUCUCUCUUUCUCUGUGUAUCUGUAAUUAUUUAUUUGAAUUAAUAUAAUAUAGUAAAAAGUAUAUAUGCUUAUGAAUGGGUUCGUCUCCUUCAUCGCUUAACAAGUCUCCGAUUAGAGCUGACUGUAUGGUUACCCCUGCAUCUCCUAUUACCAACAACGACACCGUUUCAAUGAUCGUCUCUCCUUCUCCCAUGAAAACUUUUGAAUCGCCGAGGAAGAGUGGUUCGAUACCGGCGGUUUCUCCGACGAUGAAGACGGCGAAUAACAAUCAAACUCCGGUCAAAUCUCGGUGGUCUUUCUCUUCAUCUAAGAAAAGCUUUGGAAGUAAAGAUGAAACCUUUUUCGAUUCGCAGCCAUGGCUACAAUCUGACUCAGACGAUGAUUUCCACAGCGUUAAUGCCGAUUUCACUCCAUCCCGUGGAAACACUCCUAAAGGCAGCUUCUCGGAUAGGCCACCACGUUUCCACAACCUUAUAUUCCACGAGAGGAAGUCUUCUCUAGGCUCAUCUUCUCCAGCGCCACUUCCGAGGAGGAAGAAGCUUGGUGAGCUUUUCAGAGACAGUAUUAGAGAAGAAAGAGAGGAAAGCUCUGAAGGAGGCGGUUCAUCGUCAGCUAUAAGCACUCCUUAUCUCUCAGGUGCUAACUCUGGCGAAUUCAACAACGAUACAAAGGAAGAGAAGAAGAAGUCUAACUGGCAGCAUCAUCGUUGCCUUCCUGGUUUCUCUUCUUGUGGUGGAAGUUUCAUGGAGAGGAGGAAGAAGAUGAGCUCUGAAACUCCAGCUGUUGCUGUUGAAUGAGAGAUGUAGAGGAUCUUGAAAAUUUGGAUUAUGUUUUUGUAUAUGAAAGAAUGAUAAAAAGAGAGAGAGAUACAGAAGAACUCUCAGAGUAUAAACAGAAGCUCUGGUGAAGUUUAAAGAGUACUCUACAACUUUGCUAUGAUGAUGAUGAUGAUAAGAGAAUGAAUCAAUAGGUUGAAGAGAUAAUGUAAAAAAAAAAGAUGAAAAUGAGGUGCUUAUGUGUUGAUGAAUUUUUUAUGUUGGCUUUUGAAAAUUUUGUCAUU
Messenger RNA from Capsella rubella, 1085 nucleotides. RefSeq lists its product as uncharacterized. NCBI's taxonomy places the organism in Eukaryota, Viridiplantae, Streptophyta, Magnoliopsida, Brassicales, Brassicaceae. The record is from RefSeq and is a predicted model, not a curated record. The transcript has 4 exons. The coding region runs from base 100 to 822 and encodes 240 amino acids.